AGGAACACAACGUCGCAUACUUAAACAAACAGUCAUUCAUGUGAUCAUCUUGGCACGUUGGUUUCUCAAUCCUUUUAUUUUGUUUUCCUUUUGCUCUGCUUAAAGUCAUUUGUUCUAGACUUGUAGACUGUAGUUCUACAUCUUAUAUGUAUUUGUAUUCACAAAAGUAAAAAGGUGGCCUACAAGAAUUGCUUCUAAUUUCUUUUUAAAAAAGGUGGCCUAAAUUAAGCAUCUAUUGGUGCUAAUACGCAUCAAACAAUCACAUAUUAAACCAAUGAAGAUAGUCAACCGCUUUGCUUCAGAGUUGUAAUCCAGCCCGGGUCGUAACCCGGGUAUAUCCGGGCCGGACUCCGGCCCGGAUUUGGAAUCCGGGUUCCGGGCCGGGUAUACCCGGAUACCCGGUCCGGUACCCGGUUGGCCAGCCUUACGGUCACCGCAAUUCCAUGACACUGGGCGUCACGCGGGAGUAAAACGCUUCAGUAAAACGCUUCCUACCGCUCUACAACUAUGAAAUUAGGAAUCGAAUCCCCUUCUUCCUUUAGGGUUUGCUACGCACCAAAAUUCUUGUAGAAAACCCCCUCUCGUCUCUUGAAUUUCUCCUUGCCGAUUUCAAGCGCGGCCCGCGGCCCGAUUCAGCUCGUCAUUUUCUGAACUGCUUAGUUUGCUGCGUCGUAAAAAUAUGGAUGUUGACGUAGAUCAUUACUGUAUUCUUGGGCUACCCUCAGGUGAGGAAGGCGCCAAGCUUAGCGUGGAUGAAAUUAAAAGGGGAUACAGAUCAAAGGCUUUGGAAUUGCACCCGGAUAAGAGGCCCGGUGAUAAACAAGCCCUAAACGAUUUUCAAAGGCUCCAGUCAUCCUAUGAGAUUCUCAAGGAUGAAAAGGCCAGGAAGUUGUUCGAUGAUCUUCUACGGGUUAAGCGCGAGCAGCGACGUCGCCAGUCGGAGCGGGAUUCCAAACGGGAUUCCAAGCGGCAGAAGAUGGUUUCUGACCUUGAGGAAAGGGAACGGGCCGCUUUUGCUCCCGACCCUUCUGCAAAAGAGCGAGAAGAAGAGGAGAGAAUUGCUAAGAAGUUGAGGGAAGAGAUUGCUAGAAUACGGGCAAUGCAUGCAAAUAAAGGGGUAAAUAUGACAUCGGCUACAAGUAGAGAAUCAGCAGGAGUGAGGAAGGACGGUACAGGUACUGCUGGGGCCAAAAUGGAUAAGGAGAAGAUGCUUAAAGUUUCAUGGGAGAAGAUUGGUGAAGAUUACACAGCGGAGGGGUUGAAAGAGUUGUUUUCGAAGUUUGGUGAGGUGGAAGAUGUUGUCAUUAAGAGUUCCAAGAAAAAAGGAUCAGCCCUUGUUGUGAUGGCCAAUAAAGAUGCGGCGGUUGCUGCUACAGGAAGUGUGUGUGGUCAUCUUUCUAAUCCAUUGCUAAUUUUACCUCUGCAACCACCAAUGGUGGCAGAGGCUCCAAGUGCUCCAAGAUCUGCAGAACCUGAUAGACUAACAAAACUGGUUGGGGCUGGUUAUACUGCAUUCGAAGAUUCUGUCUUAACAAAACUCCAAAAGGCCGCAAAAAACCAAAAAUGACGUGCAAGGCAUUGAAGGAAGAAGAUCCUGUGGCAGAUGAGGGAAUGCAUCUCAUGGAGUUGAUAUCAUUGCGUCACUACCUGUGAUUGAAAGUCCAAGGCACAGUAUCCAGAAGAUGCCAUAGACUCAUGCCAUCAAUCAGCUAUCGACCUUCGAACCUUCGAGUCAGCACACAUUUCAACGUCCAGAAACCAUCCCCUCUAUUAUCCUAAAAGAAACUAUCACCCCUGGAAACAGCAGAAGGCGCCAACUUAUCUCAUCGAUCACAUGUUACCAGUUCCCAACUUACUGUAUACAAUUCAAACUCAUUUUUCAUCAAUGGCUCUCGUCAUUCUAAUCCAUUGGGGGUUGAAAUUUGGUGUUGGAAAAGGUUAUUUACUGUGAUUAAGCAGAGUUGCUCUUUAUGGGAUUUGGGUUGUGGACAAUAUGGCUUCUUCUGUGUAUUCUCCUCCCCUUACUCAUUUUUAACUUUGUAAUGUUAUGGAUAAUCAUAUUUUGUCUAAUUUUAAGAUUGAAACUGAA
Molecule: messenger RNA, 2089 nt
Organism: Carya illinoinensis
Lineage: Eukaryota; Viridiplantae; Streptophyta; Magnoliopsida; Fagales; Juglandaceae
Product: dnaJ homolog subfamily C member 17
Exons: 4
Coding region: 680-1567 (295 amino acids)
Molecular function (GO): RNA binding
Source: RefSeq, a predicted model, not a curated record